Molecule: messenger RNA, 1008 nt
Organism: Lachancea mirantina
Lineage: Eukaryota; Fungi; Ascomycota; Saccharomycetes; Saccharomycetales; Saccharomycetaceae
Source: the annotation of a GenBank genome assembly
AUGUUGAAGGUAGUUUCGAAGCCCCUUUAUAGGAGUGCAAGACUAACUCAUGGUUCAUCUUUGAUUAAUUCGUGGGGCCAAGGGAGAAGUUUUGCAAGUAAAGAGAGGGAAGUCGACAAGAAGUUGGAAUCUCCGGAGGAACAAGCAAAGAACUCUAAGUUGACGUCAAAACCAAUUGACCUUUCGAAUAAUGCACCAGUAAAAGCGAAAGGAAAGCGUUCGUUGCUGUCGGAAUCGAAAUAUGAAUCUAAGAGUUAUCAAUUACCUAAGUGGAAAGAAGCUUUAGGUGAAGUUGUCAUUCGUGGGUUCGGGCUAGAUAUGGAUAAAAUAAGAGCUGGUCCCAUUGCUGGGUCCUUUUACUACGCACAGUGCAAGGAACAAGGUCUGCAGUUUGAAAAUGAGGAACUCUCGAAGACUGCAAAAUUUUUUUAUGAGGAUCUUAAACUUCCGCGCACGUUCUCACAAUGGUUUCAAAUCACUAUUCUUCACGAAUGGAUCUUGUUUGUUCGAAUGCGCGCCAUGCCGUUUAAGUACGGCAAAAAUUAUCAGCAGAAGCUCGUGGAUCGCACGUUUGCUGAUAUAGAGCUUAGAUUGUUCGAAGAGAUGAACGUCAAUUCGGGAAGAAUUGCUGAUCAGUAUCUCAAGGAUUUCAACUCGCAAUUGCGUGGUGCUGUCUUUGCUUAUGAUGAGGGUUUUUACACCGAUGAUGCUACUUUAGCGGCUGCUAUCUGGAGAAACUUGUUUGGCGGGCGUAAGAACGUCGAUCUGGUUCAUUUGGAAGCAAUGGUGAAAUAUGUGCGUGCCCAAUUAUACGUGCUGAGUAAGAUGUCGGAUAGAGAGUUCGCUUUGGGAAAAUUUAGGUUUGUUCCUCCAAAUGAAGUUGUUGUGAAAUUAACACAUGCGCAAGAGACUGCAAUGAAGGAAGAAGCGAUCAAGAGAUAUGAGGCGAUAGAUGCUGAUCCCAAUUUAUUACCAAGCGACAAGAGUAAUCUCUCCUACAAAAAUUAA